AUGCAUUGGAUUACAACAACCCUUCCGUGGAUCCUCGCGUCCUUCUGGGCAACAGUAAUAUUGGCCCAGGCCCCAGCACCAAACCAAACAUUCCCCACGCCCGCCUUUACUUACGACAAUUCCUCUUUCCUCCUACAUGGCUCACCCUUUGUCAUCAUAGGCGGCCAAAUGGACCCCCAACGCAUUCCACCCAUCUACUGGCGGGACCGACUCUCCAAAGCCCGCGCCAUGGGCCUCAACACCAUCUUUAGCUACGUGUAUUGGAACCUGCUCGAGCCGGUGCAGGGACAAUGGACCAGUUCCGACCCGUCCAAUGACGUCGUGACCUAUUUCCGGAUCGCGCAGGAGGAAGGUCUGCACGUCGUUCUUCGCCCAGGACCUUACAUCUGCGGCGAACGGGAAUGGGGCGGUUUCCCCGCGUGGCUGAGCCAGGUACCGGGGAUGGUGGUGCGGACGUAUAACGAGCCCUUUCUCGCAGCAGCGAAGAGCUACCUUGAGCGCCUUGCAGAUGAUCUGAAGGAGUUACAGGUCUCAAGGGGCGGGCCGUUACUUAUGGUGCAAGUUGAGAAUGAGUAUGGUUCGUACGGGGAAAAUCACAAUUAUACGGCCGCGCUAAGGGACAUAUUGCUGGAUAACUACGAGAUCCCGCUGUAUACUAACGACGGCGGGGUGGACUGGACCCUAGCCGGGGGCGAGGUGCCCGGCGCCCUCGCCGCCAUCGACGGAGAUCCGUCCUCAGGUUUCAGGGCUAGAGACAUGUACAUCACCGACCCGAGUGAACUGGGACCGCUCAUGGAUGGCGAGUACUACACGUUCGCCCCGGACUUCUGGGGUAGCGAAAACGUGCACAACACCACUGUCGGCCGCCCAGAGCAAAUCACGCAGUUCCUCAAGGAUCUGGACUUUGUGCUGGGGGCGAAUAACUCGAUUAGCUUGUACAUGUUCCACGGGGGCACCAAUUUCGCGUUUAGCAACGGCGCUAUCUGGAAGAAUUUCACGGCGGCGUUUACGACGAGUUAUGACUAUGGGUCGCCGUUGGAUGAGAGUGGAAGGACGAAUGAGUUGUAUUUCACUCUGAGGGAUAAGAUUUUGGAGUAUGUGCCUGAGGGGAGUGUGCCGGAGCCGGUGGCGAAUUUACCCAGGUUGGCGAUUCCUAGUUUUGGGUUGAGGCCGGUGGUGUUGUUGUUUAACACACUGGGGAAGAAGCAGGUGCGUGACAAACCCGAGACCAUGGAGGCUUUUGGGCAGGCAUACGGAAUGAUACUUUACGAGCAUCAUAUCAAUGCGACGUAUGAAGGCAAGCUGCAGCCGGGGGACCGGGCAAGGGACAGAGUUAUGGUUUAUGUGAAUGAGAAGCGAGUGGGGGUCAUCGACAGCACGUACAGAAACCCGGCAAAUGUGAGCGUAUUCGUGAAGCCGGGGGAUAAGCUGCAGCUGCUGGUGGAGAAUCUCGGGAGAGUUGACUACUGGUCCAGAGAGUCGGGGACUUUUGUUGCGCUGGAAGAUCCAUACAAAGGGAUCGUGGGUGAUGUUGCCAUUGGGAAUGAGACGGUUGGUGGUUGGGAUAUAUACUGCCUGACGCUUGAUGAGCCUCCUGAGGCCGGGAAUACAACGGCGAAGGUGGAUAUUUCCGAUGGGGUGCCGCCGGCGUUCUAUCAGGCCAAGUUCUGGGUUGAAGGCACCAAGGACACGGAUCCAACCACGUUGGAUACCUUUGUGGCUGUCCCGACUGGAGUGAAGGGGAAUGUUUGGGUGAAUGGAUUUAACCUUGGGCGAUAUUGGAUCAUUGGGCCCCAGCAAUCGCUUUACCUGCCUGGUACUGUGCUCGUUCCUGGAACCUGGAAUGAGGUCGUAGUGCUUGAGCUUGAGCCUACUGGUGCUGAAAUGACCGUUUACGGAGCGGAUGAGAGGAAAUGGGGCAAUAACCCUGAUCCAGAUGCCCCUUGA
This is a messenger RNA of Pseudomassariella vexata, 1947 nucleotides long. Its product is annotated as family 35 glycoside hydrolase. Bases 1 to 1947 code for a protein of 648 amino acids. Lineage: Eukaryota; Fungi; Ascomycota; Sordariomycetes; Amphisphaeriales; Pseudomassariaceae. Gene Ontology annotation, molecular function: beta-galactosidase activity. The transcript has a single exon. Gene Ontology annotation, biological process: carbohydrate metabolic process. Gene Ontology annotation, cellular component: vacuole. The record is from RefSeq and is a predicted model, not a curated record.